Messenger RNA from Homalodisca vitripennis (glassy-winged sharpshooter), 7596 nucleotides. Its product is annotated as inactive tyrosine-protein kinase 7-like. Gene Ontology annotation, biological process: synapse organization; protein phosphorylation; homophilic cell-cell adhesion. The transcript is spliced from 17 exons. NCBI's taxonomy places the organism in Eukaryota, Metazoa, Arthropoda, Insecta, Hemiptera, Cicadellidae. Gene Ontology annotation, cellular component: axon; plasma membrane; neuronal cell body. Gene Ontology annotation, molecular function: protein kinase activity; ATP binding; axon guidance receptor activity. The coding region runs from base 99 to 3311 and encodes 1070 amino acids. The record is from RefSeq and is a predicted model, not a curated record.
CGGCGUCUGCUAGUGGUCGGGAGCGUGUGGUCUUGACGUUGCCGUGUUAUCGAGUGUAUCAGUGAUGUUUUUGUAUUUUUGAACUUUUAUCAAAAGACAUGUUGGUGUUCGCUAUCGCCUUGGUAUUUUUUGGGCCAGUGUGGGGCCAAGGGGACACGUUCUUUUUCACGCGGAACCCCGAGGACGUGACGGGGAUAGCGGGUCGUCCUGCCAGGAUGAACUGUGAGGCCAGCGUCCCCACGGGGCUGGUCUACUCCUGGCAGCAGGACGGCUCCCAGGUCCCCAACACCACGCGGAAACUCCAGGUGGGGUCCUCCCUCGUGUUCCGGAGAGUUGAUCCUCAUCACGACGCCGGGCUCUACUCCUGCGUCGCCGCCAACCUCUCCUCGGGGUUCUCGCUGGCCAGCCGCACCGCUACCAUGGAUGUUCACUGGCUGUCGGAGACUGCGGAGGUAGUGCUGCAGAGUCCACAGACCAUUGCCGAGGUCAAGGAGGGUGACAAUGUGACACUUAAGUGUCAUGUUGAAGGCAGCGAGGAUAUCCGAGUCGAAUGGUUCAGAAAUGACGAGAGAGUGAGCAAGUCAGAACGUGCGCUGCCGCGAGGGAAGCGACUUCACCUGAAAGGUGUGACUCCUGGGGAGAACGGAGUGUAUCGUUGCACCGCGUCAAAUGAGGCCGGCUCCGUAGACAGCUCAUCCACCAUUUCUCUCAACAUACCAGGAGAUCAAUGGGCCUGGAUGCAGGUGGCUCCCAAGGACGCUCUUGCCAAGAAGGGAGGAAUCGCCCGUUUCGACUGUGUCUACCAGAGUGCAGAUGUGCUUGAGUGGUACUUUAAGGAAACGGGGCCAUUGGAGAACAGUAGCAGGAUCGGUAUCCUGCCAAAUGGUUCACUGCUGAUACACAAAGUGCGGCUGACAGACGAGGGUUGGUACUCCUGUGUCGGGAUCCGUGGUGAGUCCACAGCGGUGCCGCAGAAAUACACAGCCAAGCUCACGGUUGCAUACCUGGGAGAGGUGGGAGAAGACUCACUAGAGCCGCCAGGCGAUGGCCAGAGGGUGGUGGCAGAAGGAAGUGAGUUGCAAGUGACCUGCGUGCCACCCCACAGUGUGCCGAGAGCCACAGUACGCUGGCUCGCCCCCACAGGACCCCUCACCACAGACACGCUUACCAUCCCUGCCGCAGGACAGCAGGACGCAGGCAACUACACCUGCAUCGUCUCCAACAUGGCUGACACCAGGCACGUGUCCUUCGACCUCAUCGUUGCCACACCUCCCACAAUCAUCAAAGGACCGACGAAGGUGGCUGUGGGGGAGGGGGAACCAGCUUGGCUCCACUGUCAGUUCUCCGGCAUGCCUCCACCUCUCACCUCCGUGUCGUGGCUACGUGACAAGACGCCAGUACGCAUAGACCUGCAUACACACAUUGCACACAACGGUACACUCCACCUACACGCCACUGAUGUCAGUGACCGCGGAGAGUACGUAUGUGUCGUCAACACAACGUCUAUACCCCCAGUGUACUCCAAGCCUGCCACCCUCUUUGUCAAAGAAAAAUUAAAAUUCUCACCACGCCCAGUUGACAAGAAGCUUGAACUCGGGUCUGCGAAGAAAGUCUACUGUAAGGCUCAGGGUGCUGAUCCUCCCGUCAUCAAGUGGAUGAAGGAGGGAACAGACAUUCCACAUAUGGAUUUCCCAGACCACAUACAAGACAUGAAUGGCACUUUGUUCUUCAACCAUGUACAAGCUGAAGACAAAGGGCGAUACACUUGCAUCGCUACUAACUCGCAGGGACUGAUUAAUGCAACCAUUGAUAUAGAUGUUGUGGUGACUCCAAAGUUUAUAGUUCUUCCCCAAAAUCCAACAGAUGGCUUCGAGGGAUACCCAGUUAUUAUGGACUGCAUUGCUGAGGGAGACCCGAAACCCACAAUCCAGUGGGAUAAGAACACUGUAAUGAAUGAUUUUGACCAGAGAAGGUUCCAUGUUUUGGAGAACGGUUCUCUGCUGAUUGACGAAGUACAUUUCUCAGACGAGGGCAAGUAUGGGUGUACGGCUGGCAACAGUGGUGGGCUGAAGCGCUAUGAAGUUUCUCUCAACGUUCGCAACAUGGAUGGAUACCGGCCUGAUGGCACCAUAGAGGGAUUGGAGGGAGACGGUUCAAUGAUGACGAAGACGGUGAGCAUCACACUGAGUGCUGCAGCAGCGUACAUGUUGUUGGUCAUCGGACUGAUGGCCUGGUGCCGCUACCGUCGCCGCAAGCGCAAGCAGGCCUACCUUGAUGCCAAUCCAGCUUCACCACUCACGGACAUGGCCAAAGCAGAAGCAGGAAAUAGUGCUGAGAUGAAAGCGAAGGCUCGCAACGGUGACGUCAACACACCGCGCAGUGACGGGGAGAACACGGCUCAGUCCGCCGGGUCCAAUCAGUCCAAGCGAUCAAGGAACAAUUACGAUAAGCUGAGCUUUCCUCGCCAGAACAUCCAUAACAUGAUGCUUCUAGGAAACGGAGAGUUUGGAGAAGUGUACCUUGCUCAAGCCAAGAGCGUGCCAGGGACCAAGGAGGGUAGUGACACAGUCGUGAUGGUGAAAGCCCUGCAGCAGACGAGGGAUGAAGCGUCCCUCCAGGAGUUUAAGCGACAACUUGACAUGUUCGCUCGGCUCGACCAUUGCAACGUCACCAAGCUUCUUGGACUGUGCAAUGAUGUGGAACCACACUACAUGGUGCUGCAGUACACCGAUUGGGGAGACUUGAAGCAGUUCUUGGUGGCGACGAGGAAGGAGGGGACAGCGGCUAAACCUCGCCCAACUCCACUGACUGUACCGCAGAGUCUGGCACUGGUCCACCAGCUGGCACUGGCUCUGGAGCACAUAGCAAACCACCGCCUGGUACACAAGGACGUGGCGGCUCGCAACUGUCUCAUCUCCUCCGACCUCACCCUCAAACUUUCCUUGUCUGCCCUGUGCAAGGACACCUACAGCAAGGAGUACUAUAGGCAUCGCAACCAGCUGAUCCCGCUGCGGUGGAUGCCGCUCGAAGCCGUGGCCGAGGAUGACUUCUCGUGCAAGUCCGAUAUCUACGCCUUUGCUGUGACCGUGUGGGAGAUCUUCAGUCGUGGGGAGCUGCCAUUCGGCAAGAUGUCGGACCGGGAAGUGAUGGCAGCACUGGAGGGGGGCGAGCUGCGCUGGAAACCUCACAAGAACAUGCCGGAGGGCCUGCGCAUACUGCUCUCCAAGUGCUGGGAGCCGAGUCCACGGGACCGGCCAACGUUCUCUCAGGUCGCAGUCACGGUCAACGAUCCUGCUCUAGUCAGCAGCUAAGCUUGCUAUCCAUCUAGCUGCAUUCUUCGAGAACAAAUUGUAUGGAAAAUACAUAAAAAACACCACCAGAUCAAAAUAAGUUUUUAGGCGCUUUUUGAAGCUAAAAUGCCGAAAUUAAUAAUAUAGUGGUUAAGUUAAUUUCUCAACUUUUACACAACUGUAUAACAGAUAUUUGAAACUAGACCUCUUUCAAAAGAGGAAUUAUGCAGUAUUUUCAAAUAAAAAAAUAUCUAAAUGUAACUCACAGAACCUUUGCUAUGCAUUUUAAUUAUUUAGAUGUUUAAAAAAUAAUGUCACAUCUGAAAUCUGCACAGAAAUUAGUAAUAUUUCCAUAUUUUGAUAUUUGUAUACAUAUAUAAAAAUGCUAAUGAGGGCAUUAUAAUAUAAUUUUAUAUCCAUUAUUUCAAUUUACAGUGUUUCCACUUUUACACUUUUUACGGACUGCUCUUUCUGCAGUUCUUUACGUAACAAAAACGUCAUCACUGCCUCUGGAGGUAAUCGAGCACUGUAUAUUUAUGCAGCAUAAACUGCACUAUCUCAUAAUAAUUUUAUUAGAUGUUGCAGUCGUAAGUGUAAUCUUAAGUAUUCCUAGUUAAUUUUGUAAUUAACUUUUACUUUUAGUGUAUAUUUCUAUUAUGUUUACAACGAUCCUUUAGUUUCUUCGUUGACACUGGUUUUGUGACAUAAUUUAUAAACAAGGGACAUUAUUCUGUGUUUAGCCAAAAUGUCAGUUAAAAUUAUUUUAUCUGAAGGAAAGACAUCUUAGUGAGCUGCAAUGCAAUAUAAUCUUCGUUAUUGCAUUAAUCUACUUUCCUGUAAAUCUACAGUUUUUUAAUAAAUAAAUAAAUAAAUACCUCCAUCGUUUGUAAUAAGAAAGAGUAUAGAACAGUGAGAUGUUUAAUGUUUAAUCAAGGAUAGUACUGUAAGAAACUGUUCAUUGAUUUUAAGUAUUGUUGUUUUUUACAGACAUACACAUUUUGUAUAUAGCCUUAUGAAAUAAAAGUACCAAAUGCAUUUAUAUUGUACAUUUUUAAGUAAGAUUAACUUUAGCAUUAGUUUUGAGAUUAGUAUAAAAUGGCCCAUAGCGUAAUUAAGAGAAAAUGUCUUAUGGUAAACUUGUAGGAAGCAAUAUUUCAUUUUAAGAUUUUCAUUUAAUUAAAGAAUACAUCACUGCCUCCCUCUAGUAAGAAAAUGCAAUUGAACAUAAUCAGACUUAAUUUUGGAAAUUCCAUUACAAUAUUUUAUUUGAAUUAAAAGUUUUAUGAAUUUAUAAUCUAAUUCUGGUAAACAACACAAAAUAAUAAUAGAGCAUUUAAACUAUUUUAAACAAACAUAUUUUUACUUGAUGUUAGUUAUUAUUACUGUUUAAUUAACUCAGUUUGUCUGAAAUGUAUAAGUAAAUAAAUGAAUAAAAAUAAUGGAAUACUAAAUAUUAUUAUUGAAAGUUGUUCUGUUUACUACAGUUGAUAAUUCGCAAUAACGAAUUAAACUUGUUUUAAAUUUUAAAAUAUCACUUUUGGAAAUACACACCCAAAAUUUAAAAAAUUUGAACCUUAGGAAAAAUUCCUAUUACAAUAAAUAAAAAACCGUGGAGUCAACUUCUCCACCAAUUUUUUUUAUCCCUUCCCUCUUUUCAAUACAAGUCUAAUGCUGUUAUAAAAAUUAUGUUUUGUUUUGUAGAUGACAAAAGUGGGAAUAAUAUUUAAUAAUAGUGAAAAAUAUAAUUGAUAUUUUAAAAUAUUCUGGAGUUUGAAGUGAUCAGAGAAAGAUGGAUCGUUAUUUGGCUGCAAAUUUGCAACAGAAUUGUUAUAUUUAAAAAAUAAAUUAAACACCGUUGAUAGCAUUGAAUUAUAUUAUAGUACGUAUUACAUGUAAAUAUAGGACAUAGAGUUUUAUAAGGUUAAUAUUUAUUAUUGUGUACUUACUUUUAUAUCUGCAGUUGUAACGGUAUUGUUUCUGUACAGUUUUAUACUCUGAUAGCCAAGUUGUAGUUUCUUGUUAGUGUUAGGUAGUCAGUCAGAUGUGUGACCGUCUGUGAUCAAUGUGGCUCCCUUUCUCUCUAAUUGUGUAUUAUAUAGUUCUAUUAUGUUCUAGUCAAUAUAAAAAUAUAUUUUCAUAAACAAUAAUUGUCUCUGUUUACUAUGACAGUUUAAAAAAAUUCAGUAGUUUCGUUUUGCCCCAAUAAGAUUCUUUGCAAGUUUAGUUAAUGGCUACAGGUUUUAGGGCCUAGUUGCAAACAAGUUUGGUUUUUAAAUUGAAUAAGCCAUCAAUGGUCUUACAAUGCUUGUUUCAUAAAUUGGAUUAAUACCAACAUAAAAUGUGGUUGCAAUAUAUUUUUAUAGACAUUUUAAAAUUUUAUUAUUUUUAGAUUCUGAAUGUUAUUGUGAAUAAAAAAGUGAAAAUAUCAGAAGGAAAUCGCCUCAAUGUUUUCCAUGUUUAUUAUUUUAUCUGUCUCCGCCUUUGUUUGACAUUUAUUUUUGGUUUUACAUCAUUAUAAGUGAAACUGAAUAAUAUCAAAAAUUAUUGAUCAAAGGAUCAGUUCACUUUAAUACAAUUAAAACUACUUUUUUUUUCAUUCUGCAGAACAUUUCCAAGACAAAAUGAAAACAUAUGGUUAUAAAAAUCACUAAACAUUCCCAACUUGCUCAUGGAUCUCAAAGACCUAUUAACCCUAGAUCUGUGUUAACAACAACUGUGGAUAGGUUUGUAUCCCGGAUCUGUUUGCAUCAUAAUGAUGUACGUUGAUGAAGAUUUUUCAAAUAACAUCAAUUUACUAAAAGGAAACUUCUUUGAUACUAAUUGGAAGGAGAGGUUAUAUAAGAUACCAUAUUGAGAGUUAAUCAUCUUGAUGACCUAGAACAAUCAAAAGAGAGGAAUAUAUUUUCUUGUGUCUGACAAGAAUAAAUUUUAUUGAAAAAAGGUUAGUUAAGUGAUACAUGAUCAAUUCAUAAAUGACAAAGGCUGGUUGUCAUUUGAUCAACUUGAAAUAACAAAAGAGUAGUUGAAUCUUGAAGUUUACAGAUUUAUAAGCUUCCAGGUUUUUUGUCCUCACAAUAAGUCUCCCUGAAAUAAAUGCAUAUAUUUAUCUCUUAAUAUUUUUUAUUUUUGCCAAUAAUAACAAAUAGUGCAUGUUUAAUAUCCAAAGUUAUUGAUCUAGCUCAGAAAAAUCCUAAACAAUUAAACAUAAUAAUACUAUAAUGUUAACUUAUUGAACAUGAUAAGUUAACGAGGACUAGUGCCUCUUAAUGCUAGGACCAAUUUUCCUUUUGAAAUAAAAAAAAUUUUAAUUGAAAUUGAAAUGAAUUGAAAUUUUAUUAACAUAUAACAUUGUUGUAUGAAACGCAAGAGUUAAAUGUUAAGGAUCUAAUAAGUUUUGAUCUUUGCUGUAUGUUUUUUUGACUGUUUGUAUAUGUUGUAUGUGUCCUGUUAGCUUAUGCUACACGGUAAUGAGAUAUAACUAUAAAAAAUAUAAACAAAAGUAAGACUUUUUGACGUAGUUUUCAAAUAUUUAAAUACAUACAAUAUUACAACUGAAACUUUUAUUUGAUUGCUUGAGAAAAAAUGAAUUUAUUAUUACCUCAAGCUGACUAAUUUCCGUUAUCAUUUUUAGUUUUCUUCCAUAAAAAUAAUUCUAUUUAAAUGUGAGGGCAAAUUUAUCGACUUACUUCGUUUUACACAUCCUUGCAACUGUCUGCAUUAUUAACAGGUUUCAUAAAAUAAUUUACGAAGAAAGCACCAUCUACAUCUGUACAGAAAUUGUAUUGUUUUAUUUUUUUUAACUUAUUGAACUUUUUUAUCUUGAAUUUUUACCAAAACACUUAGAUUUGCAAAGUGUUUUUGUGUAAAAUUAUGAAACAAAUUGAAUUAAUUUCAUAUAAAAAAUAAUUUUUUCUUAACACUUAUUAUUUCACAAAAUUUAGUAGCAAGGGUGACAGAGACACCUCUUAAGAAGAAAACUGAUGUGUAACAACAUGCAUUUAGAGUAGGCCUUACAUUUUUGGCAAUUAAAAAAAGCUUGCAAGGUGAAGAAAAUGGAGCGACCAUUUUGAGUGUGUCACUGUGACAUUGGACAGAUCUAGGGUUAAACUAUUUGUAACAAUAAAUCGUAAAGUAAAAUAAUGUAAAUUAAUUUUUUGCCUGCAUUAUUAUUUAUAGUAAUCUACUAUUACUUUUAGGUUAAUUAAGUUGUGAUAAUAUGACAUUAUACUUUAGAGUUCUUUUUUCCACUUUUGUACUCAUUUUGUACAUUAUAUAAAGUAAAAUAUACAUGAUUGUUUGAAUCGAA